AUGAGGGCGCGCGCGAGUACGCUUGUCCGAGAUGUGCAUCUUUGGGACAUGCCUCUUGGUCUUACAGAUCCGAACGAGCUUGCUUGCUCAUGGAUCCCACGUCGCGCGCAGAUGGGAGACGAGUGGGUAGAAAAGGGAGAAGCGAGGGAUGUGUUAUCAGAGAUGGCGCAUAAUGAAGCGGGAAGCGGGAAGAAUGAUUUGGCGGACUCGCUUCGCGAGCUGUCUAUCUGUUUUGAGCAAGGGCUACCCACUGUAGCGGCGGCGCAGGACGUGUGA
This is a messenger RNA of Chondrus crispus (carragheen), 276 nucleotides long. RefSeq lists its product as hypothetical. The record is from RefSeq and is a predicted model, not a curated record. Lineage: Eukaryota; Rhodophyta; Florideophyceae; Gigartinales; Gigartinaceae. The coding region runs from base 1 to 276 and encodes 91 amino acids. The transcript has a single exon.